AUGCUCCAGUUAACAACUCUUCUGGGCAGCUUGCCCCUGAUUCUCUCUGUGUCAACCCAGCGCUUCGCUGCCGCGGCACUUCUCAAUUCCCGCCAGGCGGCCCCGACGGAGGUUGUGAAGCUAGCCUCACUCGAGAACAUCGCGGUGCGCCCCAAUGGCCAGCUUCUCGUGACCAACAUGAACAGCCCCAACCUGUACGCCGUCGACCCCGUUGCCAAGACGUCUUCGACGGCCGUUGCCGUCAGCGGGGCAGCCGGCCUGAGCGGGAUCGGCGAGAUCGCGCCGGACGUCUUCGUCGUCAUCGGCGGCUCCCCGCAGGGCACGGCGGUGCACCAGGUCGACUUCACGGGCGGCACGCCCAAGGCGACGCUCGUCAAGAAGAUCCCGGACGCCAAGAACAUGAACGGCCUGGCCGUGUUCAACAACGACACGGUCCUGCUCGGCGACGCGGCCAAGGGCGCCCUCGUCAAGCUGACCGUCUCGACCGGCGACGCUUCCGUCGCCCUCAGCGACCCGACCAUGGCCCCCAGCGGACCCAUCCCGUUCGGCAUUGACGGGCUGAAAUACAACAAUGGCACUGUGUGGUACACAAACAUAUUCAAGAACAGCUUCCACAAGGUGGCUGUCGACGGGACGUCCAAGCCAACCGGCGCGGUCUCCACCCUCUGGUCGAACCUGAUGGGCGAUGACCUCUGCGUCGGGAACAACGGCAAGCUCUACAUUACUACGAACAGCGGGGCUAAUCAGGUUGUCGAGUACGAUCCCGCCGGCGGCUCUGCUAGCAAGCCUGUCGUCGUUGCUAAGCUCAGCGCGCCGACGGCUUGCGCUGCCGGACGUGGCGAGAAGGACAAAGACGUGGUUUAUGUUACGAAUGGUCAAGGUGUCUACGCAUUUAGUACUGUCAAAUGA
Molecule: messenger RNA, 909 nt
Organism: Diaporthe citri
Lineage: Eukaryota; Fungi; Ascomycota; Sordariomycetes; Diaporthales; Diaporthaceae
Exons: 1
Coding region: 1-909 (302 amino acids)
Source: RefSeq, a predicted model, not a curated record